Messenger RNA from Suillus plorans, 2804 nucleotides. RefSeq lists its product as uncharacterized. NCBI's taxonomy places the organism in Eukaryota, Fungi, Basidiomycota, Agaricomycetes, Boletales, Suillaceae. Gene Ontology annotation, cellular component: cytoplasm. The record is from RefSeq and is a predicted model, not a curated record. Gene Ontology annotation, biological process: tRNA export from nucleus; protein phosphorylation. The coding region runs from base 98 to 2668 and encodes 856 amino acids. Gene Ontology annotation, molecular function: protein kinase activity; ATP binding. The transcript has 14 exons.
UGCACCGGUGGCAGUACUUACUGCUGUCUGCGUUGCGGCAGACUCGUUCUUUCCGUGAUCACUUCCACUCGACUAUUCCGUAUAACUUGAGGGUUUUAUGGACUAUCUUCGCAGCUUCGGCUCUGCUGCAGUUUCGACUCUUGUCCAGAAAUCGGGGCUAAAUCUACCGUUCUCGCUAGGUGCCAAAGUUUACUCCUGCGAGACUUUCUGGACCUUGUACGACGCUACCAAACGGGAAGAUGGUAGUCUGGUCUCGGUUUUCGAGUAUGAUCUAACCCACCCUCUGAACAAGUCCACCAUACCCCUCGCCCGCAACUCCCUCCGCAAGCUACGCACCAUACGACAUCCAGACGUACUUAGAUACAUCGAUGUCGUAGAAUCCGACUCAGCCAUUUGCAUCAUGACCGAAAGGGUUCGCCCUCUACACCUCGCGCUAUCCCAAUCAUCCUCUAAUGUUCCACGUGAGCGAGAGGACUGGCUGAUUUGGGGGCUACACCGAAUUUCAGUUGCUCUUGCUUUUCUCAACGAUUCCGCUUCCUCGACCCACGGAAACGCUCGUCCAAAUGCUAUAUUUAUCACUCCUUCAGGAGAGUGGAAGUUGGGAGGCUUCGAGGUGUUGAGCAAUCCAAAAGACGAUCUUUCUGUCAUAUAUACCAUGGGCGGCCUCAUGCCAGACGCAAUGGCAUGCGCGCCCCCGGAAGUCAAGAAAGAGGGUUGGUCUGCCCUCAAAGACGUACCAGUAUCAGCUGCGGACGGAUACGCUCUCGGUCUACUUUUACACGCUGUCUUCAAUCCCACUCACCCACCACUACCAACUGCUCAGCCUCCUCAUCCACCACCUCAAGUUUCUUCCAGGGGUGCCAUACCCCUGUCCGUCUUUCCCUCCUUCAAAAAACUCCUUAACCCGAAUGCAAAAUCACGGAUGUCGCCCAAAAACCUACUAGACAUUGGUAUGGCAGAGUCGGGCGGAGAAGGACAUGGAUUUUUCGUACAUAACCGGCUUGUCAAGGUCUGCGCUGGACUGGACGGAUUCACCCUCAGUAGUGAAUCUGAUAAGGCAUCUUUACUACGCACGCUAAAGGAAUCCGCAUCUUCAUUUCCCCCCGAAUUCGUCUCUUAUCGUAUUCUCCCAUGCCUUGCCUCUGCGCUUGAGUUCGGUGGUGCCUCUGCAGCAACCAUCGUCCCUCUCGUCCUCCAAUUCGGAAAGAACGUUGCACCCGAUGACUAUGGCUCAGUAGUCGUGGCACCCCUCGUCAAACUUUUUGCGAGUGCUGACCGUGGCACACGCAUUGCGCUUCUCGAUAGUCUCCCCGAGUUUGUCGAGAAACUGGAUAAGAAAACAGUUGUUGAUAAAAUUUGGCCAAACCUGCAAACUGGCUUUACUGACACUGUUGCUGUCAUUCGAGAAGCUACUGUCCGCGCUAUCGUUCUACUUUCCCCCAAGUUAUCCGACCGUAUACUCAACAACGACCUCCUCCGCCAUCUCGCCCGCCUCCAAUCGGACCCAGAAGCUUCCAUCCGGACCAAUACAUGUAUUCUUAUCGGCCGGCUGGGUCCUUCGCUAGGAUAUAAUACCAAACGAAAAGUUCUCGUUCCUGCAUUUAGCAUGUCGCUGAGGGAUUCGUUCGUCCAUGCUCGCGUGGCAGGCGUUAUGGCAUUUAUGGCAACCGCGGAGUGCUUCGAGAUUGAGGACGUGGCCAGUAAAGUUGUUCCAGCUAUCCUAGGCGCUACGCUGGAUAAAGAAAAACUGGUUCGUGAUCAGGCAUUCAAAGCUGUCGAGCUUUUUGUCAAGCGUUUAGAAGCCCACGCUUCGACUAUGCCAGAGACAGCAUCCACAGAAGAUGGCGGGGACGAUCUACCCGCGAGGCUUCCAGGUGCAUACACACAGGCUGGACUUGUAAACUCAGCGACGGGCGCUGCAGCCGCUCUCACAGGGUGGGCUGUAUCGUCCCUUGGCAAAAAGCUUGCCCCUGCUGACAUGCAAACCACGAUCUCAAGUACCAUCGAAGGAUCAACACUAACACCAACCAUCAAUGGUAGCGCCAAUCAUUUGCCUGUGACACCUGUUUCUCCCUCCGCAAAUCCAGUAAGAAGCAAAGGUCUACAACUGGGCGGGAAUAAAGCCCCAACUUCUACGCUCGCUGACGAGGUUGCCAACGAGGCAGGGCAGGGUCGUUCAUGGAAUGACGAUUUGAUCGACAUUAAUGCCGAUGAAGGAGAUUGGAGCGCAUUCGAGAGUGCUCCACCUGCUGUAGAAUCAAAACUAGCAAGUACGACCGAUGGUCUAGGAUUCGGUAUAUCGCUGCGGCCCAGUUCUCCAAUUCCAGACGAAUGGGGUGCAAUGGCAUCAUCGUCUCGACCUACAAGUCGCUCGUCUACAUCACGUCCCUCCCAGAUCUCACGCACGCUCUCACCACAACCCCGCAGGUCCAUCGUGCCUUCCCCUCUCGCACCAGCGUUCUCACCCGCUUCAAGCACUCGAUCAACACCCAUAUCAUCCCCUCGACCUCUCCCAAAUACUGCUGACAACACACCGCCGACUAGUAUGGCUGGGAUGUCGAAGGAGGAGAAGGCGGCUGAGAUGGCCAGGAGGAAGGAGGAGAGACGGUUGCGGAUUGAGAAGCUGAAGGAACAGAAAAAGAACGCUGCUGCUGCCGGAAAGGUUUGAGUAUGAUAACGUUGUGAACACUCGUGCUUAUGCGAUGAUGCACGGAGUGACUGGGAGACUUUAUUUGACCACGACAUGAUCAUCAUUUUAUAGUGUGAACCACCUGCAUCUGGGAUACGGCAUAUGUCCGGCGAGU